Molecule: messenger RNA, 2046 nt
Organism: Triticum turgidum subsp. durum (durum wheat)
Lineage: Eukaryota; Viridiplantae; Streptophyta; Magnoliopsida; Poales; Poaceae
Source: the annotation of a GenBank genome assembly
AUGAGUAAACGUUCAGUUUCCACACGGGUCUCAUGGCCAGGCCAGACCACUUCUCCGGAUUCUAAGGGCCACCUUUUUGAAGCAGCACUCCUGGCUUGGACUCUGGUGCGUAUCAUAUUCAUACGUAGUACACAUGCGUACCUUCCUCUCGCUGUCGCCGGCAAGCAAAAAGGUUUCUCGAUCGGUAUGGAGUUGGGCAACAAAGACGUCCAAAUCCAAAUGGCCAGCCAGCUGAGCGAGCAGUCGUCCAGAGAAGACCUCCCGUCGCUGCUCAUCCAGGUUCCGUCGCGGACUAUCGCCGGCUUCGACUGCGUCGGCCGGGACGCCGUCACCCCCGCCGCCCUGAACGAGCAGAACAGCAAGGACACUGUCAUUAGCAUCCAGGCGCCGGCGACCCCACCACUAGUUGCCCCUGUGCGCGCGUACGACGACACGCAGAUACCCUACUCCCUUUCCCUCAGCAUGCCGGCGUCGCCGUCGGGGCUCCACUUCUCGCAGUUCAGGGCGGCGUCCGUGCGCCGCAACGAGGCGCACGCGGCGGCGGCGCCCUCCGACACCAAGCAGGUGGAGGUGCAGUCACCGCGGCUGCUGCAGCAGACGCGGUUCCACUCGCAGCCGAUCCUCCAUGCGUCCCAGAUCAACGACGGGGCGCGCAGGGCCGAAGGCACGCGCGACAAGAGGUUCGAUCCGUUCAAGACCUUCUCCGGCCGGCUUGAGCGGCAGCUCUCCAACCUGCGCGGCCGGCCGCUGGACCCCAUGGACCUCGGCUCCCACCAUUCCAAGAUCUCCGAGGAGACCGACCAGGUUCCGGGCACCGACCGCUACUUCGACGCCCUGGAAGGCCCCGAGCUCGACACCCUCAGGGCCACGGAGGUGGCGGUGCUGCCGAACGACGAGCAGUGGCCGUUCCUGCUGCGGUUCCCGAUCAGCGCCUUCGGGAUGGUCCUGGGCGUGAGCAGCCAGGCGAUCCUGUGGAAGACGCUGGCGACGGCGCCGCCGACGGUGUUCCUGCACGUGAGCCUCGCGGUGGCCCACGCGCUGUGGUACAUCUCGCUGGCGCUGAUGGGCCUGGUGUCCUGCAUCUACCUGCUCAAGAUCGUCUUCUACUUCGAGGCGGUCCGGCGCGAGUUCCACCACCCUAUACGCGCCAACUUCUUCUUCGCGCCAUGGAUCGCCUGCCUCUUCCUGGUGCAGGGCGCCCCGCGGGAGCUGGCCCAGGUGCACCACGGCGUCUGGUACAUGCUCAUGGCGCCCAUCUUCUGCCUGGAGCUCAAGAUCUACGGCCAGUGGAUGUCCGGGGGCCAGCGCCGGCUCUCCAAGGUGGCCAACCCGUCCAACCACCUCUCCAUCGUCGGCAACUUUGUCGGCGCGCUGCUGGGGGCCAAAAUGGGCAUCCGCGAGGGCCCCAUCUUCUUCUUCGCCGUCGGGCUCGCGCACUACAUUGUCCUGUUCGUCACGCUCUACCAGCGGCUCCCCACCAACGUCACGCUCCCCAAGGAGCUCCACCCGGUCUUCUUCCUCUUCGUCGCCGCCCCCAGCGUCGCCUCCAUGGCCUGGGCCAAGAUCAACGGCGAGUUCGACAACGGCGCCCGGAUUGCCUAUUUCAUUGCGCUCUUCCUCUACAUGUCACUGGCGGUGCGGAUCAACUUCUUCAGAGGGUUCCGGUUCUCGCUGGCGUGGUGGGCGUACACGUUCCCGAUGACCGGCGCGUCGAUCGCGACCAUAACGUACGCGACGGAGGUGACCAACGUGCUUACGCGGACGCUGUCCAUCGGCCUCUCGGGCAUUGCCACCGUCACGGUCGCCGGCCUGCUGGUGACCACCAUGUUCCACGCCUUCGUGCUCAGGGACCUCUUCCCCAACGACGUCUCCAUCGCCAUCACCCGGAGGAAGCCCAAGUUCAGCAAGAUCCUCGCGCACUUCCGCUCCUCCAGCUCCGACAUGAAGGAGCUCGUGCUCUCCGUCUCCAAGUCGCCCAACGCCGACUCCGAUUCCUCGGUCACGGAGACCGAUCCGUCCGUCUCCAAAGGCAAAGCCGAGCCGUAG